AAAAAUAAUAACUGAAAACAACACUGAAUGUUAUUGCAUACGUAAUUUAACAUCAAUUAAUAAACAAAGCAACAGUUUUUAAGGGAAAUUACACUUUUAAAAAUCGUUCACGGUCUCUUUGUGGCUUUGUGGCUUCGUAUCAGUUAUAAAAAAAAGCACCACUUGUUUAUCUGGCUAGUAUUUUGCCAAUACGCAAAGGAUGUUAACAGCUGAUUCGCAAAGCGACUUUUUUAAAAUUUUAAUGUGGAAUAAUAGAUAAUUUAAAGGAAACUUAAUUCCCUCAACAACCCAAAAAAAAGAAGAAAAAGGAAACCUUGUUUAAAUUUAAUUUACACUUCGAAUUUUAUAUAAAAUGGAUAACAUUUCGAUAGCCUACAAUUCGCUAUUUUCAGUACAUGGUCGUCGCUUUUUAAUAAUUACAUUGUUUGGCAUUUUUGGUUUGACAAUUGCUUAUUACGUUUUCCAAACAAUAGUUUUCGUUCAGAUAAAAGAUGUUCUUAAGAACCUGGACGGAGACUUUGCGAGGAUGAUCAAAGAAAUCCACUCCUUGCGGCAAAAUGUUACAAUAUUGGAAACGGAAACAGAAAACUUGAAGAAGCGAAAUAAAUCUAUGUGGGAAGAGAUAAAAACGGCGUUAGCAGAGAUAAAGAGCGCUGCUGCAAUAAAAUCCAAUGCAAUUUCUUGGCAUAAAAGCCAAUGUUUUAAUAUUGCCUACAUGUUCAUUCCAAUGAUUUUGCUUAUGAUUCCCGCAAUGCGUGCUGACGCAUACCUUUGAAGGCGAAAAUUCCAGGACUUUUUUUCUUUGUCCACAAAUCUGUUUAUGUUUACAUUUUUUUUUGGAUUUAAGUAUAAUAUAGUUUUCAACAAACGAAUUAAGAAAGUUUAAAAUAAAGUGUUUAAUAAAGUAAUCAAUGUAAAAAAA
Glossina fuscipes is the source of this 922-nucleotide messenger RNA. RefSeq lists its product as uncharacterized. The coding region runs from base 353 to 775 and encodes 140 amino acids. The record is from RefSeq and is a predicted model, not a curated record. The transcript has 3 exons. Lineage: Eukaryota; Metazoa; Arthropoda; Insecta; Diptera; Glossinidae.